AUGUCUACAGAGAAUAAGAGAAAUGCUCGACAGAGCAAUGACACAAGGAGUGGCUCUUCCGAAAUUUAUUCCAGCGAGAGAUAUGACUCAGCGAAUGAUGUCAAGGUGGUAGGAGGAAGCCAGGAUCAGGUUGUGGAAGAGAUCAUAGCUAACCGAGUGGAUGCAAAUGCUGAGGUCAUCACUGAUAGAGGAGUCUACCGGGUUGAGGCACUCAAGAAGUUGUUGUAUUCUCAUGAAAACGGGCUCAGAAUGAGAAUCAUCUUGGGUGUUUCUGUGCUUUUGUGUUCUUGGGCUAUAUCGUUGGACUGGUCAGUUACUAGUAACUUGAGACCCUGGGCUACUUCUGAUUUUGAGCAGCACUCUAUGGGCCUUGGUGCCCUUUCUGUAGCCGUCCAGCUUAUUACAGCCGUUUCCAAACCCGUCUGGGCAAGAACGGCCAAUAUUGUUUCACGUCCAGCCACCUACUUGAUAUCCUUGAUCUUUUACGUACUCGGUUACAUAAUCGUUGCUUCCAGUACCACAAUCUCAGCGUAUAUUGUCGGUUCUGCCUUGUCAGCUGCCGGUGAGUCUGGCGUGGAGUUCUUGAGUCUGAUAAUUGUUGCCGAUAUGACAUCUUUAAAAUGGAGAGCUCUUGCAACAUCCACUUUGAGUACACCAUAUAUCAUCAACACAUGGUACGCCGGCCACAUUGUGUCAGAUUUGGGACCCACAGGCUGGAGAUGGGGUUACGGAAUGUUUUGCAUUAUUGUGCCUGUGGUUCUUGCUCCUGCUACCACGAUCAUGUUCUAUUACGAGAACAAGGCCCAAAAGAGUCUUGAUGUUAGCGAGAAAGGCCCAGACAAGGAUAUCAUCUUCAGAAAGAACUGGAAAAAGCUCUUUUGGAGAGUCUUGGUUGAGGUUGACAUCUUGGGCUUGCUUUUGUUGGGCUUUGCGUUUGCAUUGAUUUUAUUGCCCUUCUCGCUUUACAGAAAUGCUGAAAACCAAUGGAGAAACCCGAGUUUGAUAGCUAUGCUUGUUGUUGGUGGAGUACUUCUUAUCUCCUUCUUUGUUUAUGAAUUUGUCUGGGCUGCAUUCCCAAUCUUGCCUAGAAGAUGUGUGAACCGAACUUUUGUCGGAUCUAUUAUAAUCACCUUCUUUUUUCAACUCGCCGGUAUGGUUCCACUCACGUACUUAUCGUCAUAUGUGUGGAUUGUGAAAGACUGGAGCAACCAAGAAUGGACCUACUAUAACAACACUUAG
Messenger RNA from Candidozyma duobushaemuli, 1239 nucleotides. RefSeq lists its product as uncharacterized. The transcript has a single exon. The record is from RefSeq and is a predicted model, not a curated record. The coding region runs from base 1 to 1239 and encodes 412 amino acids. Gene Ontology annotation, molecular function: transmembrane transporter activity. Gene Ontology annotation, biological process: transmembrane transport. Lineage: Eukaryota; Fungi; Ascomycota; Pichiomycetes; Serinales; Metschnikowiaceae.